Thalassophryne amazonica is the source of this 1013-nucleotide messenger RNA. RefSeq names its product galectin-related protein-like. Gene Ontology annotation, molecular function: carbohydrate binding. Bases 357 to 677 code for a protein of 106 amino acids. The record is from RefSeq and is a predicted model, not a curated record. The transcript is spliced from 4 exons. Lineage: Eukaryota; Metazoa; Chordata; Actinopteri; Batrachoidiformes; Batrachoididae.
GUGGGUUCGAGCUGCACAAUAAGCUCAUUAUCACUGCGUGACCACGUCAGCACUCCACAAACAGGACCUGCAGCUUUUCUUCCUCAUGGCUGACGCUCGGGACGGGACGACGGGAGUCAGAUCCGGUGAAGGAAACACGCCUCCUCGCCGUCCGGACAGAGAAGCUGAGAUGAACCUGGUGAUGUCCUCCAUCAACAGGAAGUGACCUCACAAAGUGUGUGAAAUUCAGAUGUUUGUCUUUUUGCUGAUUGUUGGUGCAGGCCGUUCCUUUCAGAGGUCACAUCGGCGGCGGCGUGAGUCCCGUCAAGAAGCUGCUGCUGGUCGCUUUGGUGGAUUCACGUCCUGACCGAUUCUACAUGGCGCUGACGCGUGGAUGUGGGAUGUCCAAGCGGCCUCCUAGUGAUGUGGCUCUGGAGCUCUGUGUUCGAUUCCGGGACCAGCAGGUUCUGAGGAGAGCUUGUGUGGGCGGCUCAUGGAGCGAACCCGAGCGGAACAUCCCGUUCUUUCCCUUCAUCAGGAACCAACCCUUCAGGAUGGAGAUCUGGUGUGAACAGAGUCGUUUUCGUGUCCUCGUGGACGGACAGCGGCUCUUUGACUUUGACCACAGAGUCACGCCUCUGCAGGACGUUGACACUUUUUGGAUCAAAGGAAGCAUCACGAUCACCAAACUAGGAUGAAGGAAAGACUUUAGCCGAGACGCUCUCUGGGAUCGUCCUUCAUCCAGUAUGACAUAUCGCUGCAGAAACCUGUGGAAGGUGGCUGAAGAAUAAUCUUAGAAGACUGUUGUACCUGUGUUCAUGGGGGGGUGGAGCCUAUCCCAGCAGUCACUGGGGCAGAGGGAGAGGCGGGGUUCACCUUCACACCUCAUUCACACCUGCAGUCAGUUUAAAGUCACCAGUUCAUCAAACCUACAUGUGUUUGGAUGUGGGAGGAAUCCAGAGGAACCCAUGUGAACAUGACAUGAAAUUUAUAUUUUGCCUCUGUACACCACAAUGUAAUUGAAAUAAAACAAU